Molecule: messenger RNA, 1778 nt
Organism: Prorocentrum cordatum
Lineage: Eukaryota; Dinophyceae; Prorocentrales; Prorocentraceae
Source: the annotation of a GenBank genome assembly
CUCUGCAGGAAGGCGAGACAUUCGACCAGCGGGCCUUCAAAGGCGCGCUCAGCAGCAUCGCCAACGAGAGCCACACCAUGGACGCCCCCAGCUCUAGGAUCUCGAACACGACGGGCGAGAAACUGGCCAUUGCACAAGCUCUCAUGUGGCAUUCGGCGACCGCAGAGACCCAGCGUGCGCGCAUGCACACCGACUGCGAGACGGCCAUUAAUCUAUGCAAUGGGAUAGCUACAUCCUCGGCGGACGAGCAUCUAUCACGCUUUCUGAAGGUCAUAUACGACAUGGUACGCACCGAGACCAACGUAACAGUGGUACAUGUACCAAGCCAUGAAAGCACGCCUUGGAACGAGCUUGCGGACGGCCUGGCCAAAAGGACACGACGGCGAUACGACAAGGGCGAAGACUACGACGUCAUCCCGUACAACUUCAAGGACAUUAUCAGAGACCUGCGCAACGACGACAAUUCCAAAAACAUAAGCUCCAUAUUGUCGGCAUUCAGGAAGCGAGGCGCGAGCGGAAGGACCACUGCCAGCAACGGCUACUACAUCAGCAGCAGCCUUCGCGACAACUACAAUGCGGGAUGCGAGCUUUGGAUAUACCUGGAGGGGCCGUUCGCGGAUGGGGGGAGCGGUCUCCAGCACUUCGAGCCGAGCCAGUUUCACGUACUAGUCAGCGAGCCCCGCGUACUCAUUGUCAAGAUCGAAACCAGCCCUGUCAAGUUGACCAUCUGCGUCAGCCACGCUCCACAUAACAAAAAGAACGACGAUGACAAGAACAACUAUUGGGAGGCACGAAACGAGUGCAUAAGGAAAUGCAAACCAGACAUCAAACUGACCGAUGCCAACGGCAGGGCGGGCGAAGUGCAAACUCAAUGGGUCGGCGGAGAAGGGCCCCCACAAACAGAGGACGGCAACGGUAGAAGGCUGCGCGAGAUGGCCGCAGAGGGAAGGUACACCAUCAUCAACACGAAGAUCUCCAACGGCAAGAACCACCACGCGUGGCGCGACGGACGCGGCAACGAGCAUCGAAUAUAUUACAUAUUGACUAACGAGACGUGGACGCCACAGAUUAUAGAUGUUCACACACUCAACGACAUCGAGACCAUGAAGAAGCAGAAGAAGCACGACAACAACAGAGAAGACCACACUCCAGUCGCGGCAACAGCGCAGUGGACGGGUCGACAUACGGCACCUAGGCAUUUCUGCCCGAAGGCCGAUAGGAACCAGUUGAGGUCCGAAGAGGCGGUACGAAAGUUCAAGAACGAGCUCAAUUCCACGAUGCUCCGAACAUGGGGCCUGGACUACGACGAGCACGUCUACUACUACAUGCUGACCAGUAUGGAGGCGACACAUAGAUCCUUCGCACGAAAGGGCCGAAAGAAGUUCCAGGAGUACAUAUCACAAGAGACACUGGCUUUCAUCAUGUGCCGCAGGAAACUUAUGCAAUAUAUCCGGGCGGCUUCAGACGACGGGCUACAGCAUCCAGUGACAAAACGACGAGCGCAAAAACUACUGGAGUACAUAAACGGAGAUCCUGCAUUACAGAUGCCCAUCGAAGCCAUCCAAUACGCCUAUUGUGAGACAUUUCGGCUGCAUUAUGUGGCCCAACAGGACAUCAGCAAGCUCGACGACCAGUACUCCCUCGAUUCCGUCAAGCAAUGGAUUACCACCGCCAGGAAGAGCAUCGUGAAGAUGAUCGACAGACACUACAAGCACUUCCUGGAGGAGCAAGCCCAGCUCGCCAUGGAAGCAAAAAGCAGCGGCGACGCCUACACAUAA